This is a messenger RNA of Myotis brandtii (Brandt's bat), 797 nucleotides long. It is a transcript of the gene PIM1, whose product is annotated as Pim-1 proto-oncogene, serine/threonine kinase. Bases 1 to 720 code for a protein of 239 amino acids. The transcript has 4 exons. Gene Ontology annotation, molecular function: protein serine/threonine kinase activity; ATP binding. Gene Ontology annotation, biological process: protein autophosphorylation; negative regulation of apoptotic process. Gene Ontology annotation, cellular component: cytoplasm. The record is from RefSeq and is a predicted model, not a curated record. NCBI's taxonomy places the organism in Eukaryota, Metazoa, Chordata, Mammalia, Chiroptera, Vespertilionidae.
AUGAGCCAGAGGGUCGAGCCCAAUGGAACCCGGGUGCCCAUGGAAGUGGUGCUGCUGAAGAAGGUGAGCUCGGGCUUCUCGGGCGUCAUCCGGCUCCUGGACUGGUUCGAGAGGCCCGACAGUUUCGUGCUGAUCCUGGAGCGGCCGGAGCCGGUGCAGGACCUCUUCGACUUCAUCACGGAGCGGGGGGCCCUGCAGGAGGAGCUGGCCCGCAGCUUCUUCUGGCAGGUGCUGGAGGCCGUGCGGCACUGCCACAGCUGCGGGGUGCUCCACCGCGACAUCAAGGACGAGAACAUCCUCAUCGACCUCCAUCGCGGCGAGCUGAAGCUCAUCGACUUCGGGUCGGGGGCGCUGCUCAAGGACACCGUUUACACGGACUUUGACGGGACCCGAGUGUAUAGUCCUCCAGAGUGGAUCCGCUACCAUCGCUACCACGGCAGGUCGGCCGCGGUCUGGUCCCUGGGGAUCCUGCUGUACGACAUGGUCUGUGGGGAUAUUCCUUUUGAGCACGACGAGGAGAUCGUCAGGGGCCAAGUGUUCUUCAGGCAGAGGGUCUCCUCAGAGUGUCAGCAUCUCAUUAGAUGGUGCUUAGCCCUGAGACCAUCCGAUCGGCCAUCCUUUGAAGAAAUCCAGAAUCAUCCGUGGAUGCAAGAUGUGCUCCUGCCCCAGGAAACUGCUGAGAUCCAUCUCCACAGCCUGUCGCCAGGGCCCAGCAAAUAGCAGCCUUUCCAGCAGGUCUUCCCCUCCUGGCAGAUGGUCCAGGGAGGGGAAGCUUUUGUACCAGUGACACUUCUCAC